Molecule: messenger RNA, 2002 nt
Organism: Puntigrus tetrazona (Sumatra barb)
Lineage: Eukaryota; Metazoa; Chordata; Actinopteri; Cypriniformes; Cyprinidae
Gene: tada2a
Product: transcriptional adaptor 2A
Exons: 15
Coding region: 232-1569 (445 amino acids)
Biological process (GO): chromatin remodeling; regulation of transcription by RNA polymerase II
Cellular component (GO): nucleus; SAGA-type complex
Molecular function (GO): protein binding; transcription coactivator activity; zinc ion binding
Source: RefSeq, a predicted model, not a curated record
UCCUCUUCUUCGUGGGACGUUUGUUCAGCGGCGCGGGUCGACGCCGAUCCACCGAAGUGUGUUUACGUCCUCGGGUGCGUGCUAAACAUAUACCUCUUUGUUUUUAUAUACUCUGCCUAGCUGGAACGCCUAAGCGGCGCGAUCUUUAAUAUUUCUUUUAUCAAAAAGCCGUGAUAAGAUCGACUAAACGGUCGCAGAGAAGAGGAAGGGUUCAGGUUUUCCCUCAUCAGCAUGGAUCGCCUGGCGUCUUUUGGAAAUGAUCCUUUCGAUAAGCCUCCCUGUCGAGGAUGUUCCUCAUAUCUAGUGGAGCCUUAUAUUAAAUGUGCUGAAUGUGGACCGUCACCUUUCCUCUUGUGCCUGCAGUGCUUCACUAGAGGAUACGAGUAUAAAAAGCACCAGAGUGACCACAAGUACGAAAUCAUGACCUCAGAUUUCCCCGUGUUAGAGCCUGGCUGGACGGCGCAGGAGGAGAUGGCCCUGUUAGAGGCCGUCAUGGACUGUGGCUUUGGUAACUGGCAGGAUGUGGCUUACCAGAUGCGCACCAAGACCAAAGAGGAGUGUGAAGGGCACUACAUGAAGAACUUCAUCAACAAUCCUCUGUUCUCCUCCACUCUGCUCAGUCUCAGACAGAUGGAAGAUCAUCUGUCCCGGACCGCAGACACAGCCAUUCCCUUUAAGCCCACCGAUGAUCCUCCAAGACCUUCAUUCGACUCUCAGCUGUCCAGAGACAUGGCUGGAUACAUGCCGGCUCGAGCAGACUUCAUGGAGGAGUUUGAUAAUUAUGCUGAAUGGGAUUUGAAAGAUAUCGACUUCGUUGACGACGACUCUGAUAUUCUUCACGCUCUGAAGGUUGCAGUAGUUGACAUAUAUCACUCCAGACUUAAAGAGAGACAGCGGAGAAAAAAGAUCAUUCGAGACCAUGGUCUCAUCAACCUGCGCAAAUUUCAGAUUCUGGAAAGGCAUUAUCCCAAGGAAGUGCAGGACCUUUAUGAUGUCAUGAGACGCUUUGCACGUGUGGUGGGUCCCAUAGAGCACGACAAGUUCAUCGAGAGUCACGCCUUGGAGUUUGAGCUGAGGAGGGAGAUCCGUAGGCUGCAGGAGUACAGGAGAGAGGGAAUACAGUCCUUCUGCGGUGCUAAAGUGUACGAGAGAGUGAAACGCAUACGAGAGGACGAGCGCAGGAAGAGGAACAUGCUGUGUGACGUCCUGCAGUACAUUCACGACACCCGCGCCUGCCAGCAGUGGCUCCACAAACAGGCCGCCAUCGAUGCUGGAAUCACCCCUGUGGUCACCACUAUCACCACCUCAGGCAGAAGAAGUGCACCUCCUCUCAAUUUAACAGGACUGCCUGGCACCGAGAAACUCAACGAGAGAGAAAAAGAGUUAUGUCAGGUGGUUCGUCUGGUGCCUGGGGCGUAUCUGGAGUACAAACAGGCCCUGCUGAACGAGUGCCGGCGGCAGGGGGGUCUACGGCUGGCACAGGCCCGAUCGCUCAUCAAGAUAGAUGUCAACAAGACACGCAAAAUCUAUGAUUUCCUUAUCAAAGAGGGCUACAUCAAUAAGGCUUAGUGUUGAUUGAACUGCUGCAAGGACAUCUGAUAGAUGAAGACUCAUACUUAUUGUGAAUCGUUCAUGUUGAGAAUGAGCAAUGAGAGAUGACAGGUUUUAAGUGCACUGCUUUGAUGUACUUAAAGUCAUUCAUUCCUUACAGAUCUGCACCUGUUUGUUUUCUUAAAGACCGAUGGGGUGCUUCUUUAAAGCUGUGUGUAGGACUAUAUAAGUUAAUAGUUGUGUAAAAAGACCGCUGCUGUUCGUGCUGGUGAAUCCUUCACUUUAAUAUUAAGACUAAUUUUAUUUUUGUUUAUUUGUCUGUGUGCUCUCUAAAUUGUUGAUACAUUUUUAAACUCUGUAAUUGUUAAAUGAAUAUUACCAGGUCUUUGAAGAACAUCUAAAUGGAAAAAAAUCAACAUAAAUAAGAAUUCGCUUUUCAAAGAAAAUGAAA